Messenger RNA from Trichoderma aggressivum f. europaeum, 4644 nucleotides. RefSeq lists its product as uncharacterized. The transcript has 6 exons. NCBI's taxonomy places the organism in Eukaryota, Fungi, Ascomycota, Sordariomycetes, Hypocreales, Hypocreaceae. Gene Ontology annotation, biological process: DNA recombinase assembly; mitotic recombination; DNA strand invasion. Gene Ontology annotation, molecular function: single-stranded DNA binding; ATP hydrolysis activity; ATP binding. Bases 1 to 4644 code for a protein of 1547 amino acids. Gene Ontology annotation, cellular component: condensed nuclear chromosome. The record is from RefSeq and is a predicted model, not a curated record.
AUGGGCGAGGAAUACGAUGAGGAGAACCAGAUGGCCGAGGAGGGUGGCAUGACCGGCCCCGGUGCGCCCACGCCGCUGUCUGCUUUGGAGGGAGUUGCCGGGUUGACAAAGCGUGAUAUCCAACUGAUUGUUGACGGCGGGUUUAACACGGUCGAGUCGGUGGCUUAUACCCCGCGCAGGGUCUUGGAGCAGAUCAAGGGCAUCUCAGAGCAGAAGGCGACCAAGAUUUUGGCUGAGGCGUCGAAACUUGUGCCCAUGGGGUUUACAACGGCCACUGAAAUGCACCAGCGUCGCAGUGAACUCAUCUCCAUCACAACCGGGUCUAAAAACCUAGAUACGCUUUUGGCCGGAGGUGUCGAGACUGGGUCUGUUACCGAGCUGUUUGGAGAGUUUAGAACAGGGAAAAGCCAGAUUUGUCACACUCUCGCUGUGACCUGCCAGCUGCCUUUCGACAUGGGCGGUGGUGAAGGCAAAUGUCUGUACAUUGAUACCGAGGGCACCUUUCGACCUGUCCGACUGCUGGCCGUUGCCAACCGAUUCGGUCUGUCGGGAGAAGAAGUAUUGGACAAUGUUGCGUACGCGAGAGCAUACAACUCAGAUCACCAGCUUCAGCUGUUGAAUCAGGCAGCGGCCAUGAUGUGCGAGACGAGAUUUUCGCUGCUCAUCGUCGACAGCGCUACUUCGCUCUAUCGAACAGACUUUACCGGGCGAGGCGAGCUGUCGAACCGUCAGACACAUCUGGCUAAAUUCAUGAGGACCUUGCAGCGGCUUGCGGACGAGUUCGGCAUUGCCGUUGUCAUCACCAACCAAGUUGUCGCGCAGGUAGAUGGUGGACCCAGCGCCAUGUUCAAUCCUGAUCCGAAGAAGCCCAUUGGUGGUAAUAUUAUUGCCCAUGCCAGUACAACGCGAAUCAGUUUGAAGAAGGGACGUGGCGAGACUCGAAUUGCCAAGAUUUACGACAGUCCUUGUUUACCAGAGAGUGAUACGCUCUUUGCCAUUGGUGAGGACGCGCAGCGCAGCGCGACGUCGACGUUCGAAACAGAAAUUCUGCCCUGCAAAUGCAAAGCAACGCGACCGACUCUGAGCAUCACCAAAACGAAGCAACUUGCGCCAGCCACAGCACCGCCAUCCCCUCAAUCUACAAAGUGCACGACGCAUGCGCUCCAGGGAGGCGAGAUGGAUUCGGGUGAGAUUCAGUAUCUCUUCAAAGAGACCCGCUUGAACCUCGAACCUCCCUCCCCGUCGUCUGUCGUGACCAUUCGAGUGCCCUCCGGGUCUGGCAGCAGAGGCCGCCCCAAGCUGUCGUACGAUGCCGAGGACGAGACGACUUUCCGACUCAAGAACUUGGCGACCGCGGCGUCUGUCUACCGUCGGAAAUGGCACGAUUCGCCCAAAAACUUCCUGUGGAGGGUCCUGGAGGACGGCACGCUGCUGAGCAUCCGGGCCGUGGACGUUAGCAAGAAGGACAAGGCGGCUGAUGCGUCUCUGAUUAUCAACUUUCAUUUCACGGUGCCCGUUCAGCAGGGGUGCGUCGUGUUUUCGGACCCGGAAGAGCACGAUGCGUUGUGCGUGCAUGUGCUGGACCAGGCCUGCUACCUAUACACGUUUACUCUGCGACCGGAUCUUUUCAAGAGGAGAGGCGCCGUGGACGCUGGGCUGCCUGAUAUCUGCAAGGUGCAGUCUCCGGCUGGCCUCAGCUUCAAGUAUCCUCACCGAAUGGUGGCUGUGUCGGCAAAUACGCUUCUUGUUACGGUCAAUGAUGGCGGCAUGAUUCGGUUUGACAAGCAAAAGGGAGAUGAUGCAUCUACUACGCUGUGGAAAGAAUCCUUCUUCAAUGUUCAGGGAUGGGCGCAGAAUCUACGAAGCCUCUUGCCUUUCCAGGGCAAGAACACGAUCAAGUACGGAAAGGCCAACAUGGAAUACAGCACUGCGACGUCCAUUGAGAUCACCGACUUUGGCCUCGAGAACUGCCUGUUUGCCGUCACCGUUUGCCUCGACCACCGAAUCCGGGUCUGGAAUGCCAAUGACGGGCAGAUUCUGCAGACAAUUGACAUGUUGAACGUUGAGAGGGCUCCCCAAGAUAUUGGCAAGUGGCAAAUUGAUCCGGCGCAGUUCAAUCUCACCCGGGUUGUUGGCCGAACUCGCGGCCAGAGAAUCUGUGCUACGUAUUCACCCAUUGGCCCUGGAGAAUUCAAGUUCUGGAAAUUGACUGCCAAGGAUGCCCAUAAUGUGGUCAUUGAAGAUCUUUUUUCGAAAUGCACAUUAAUCCCAAUCACGCCAUCAUCUUCAGAUAUUUGGACGCUGGCGGAUUUCGCGUUGGCGUCAACAGAGGAAGGCCAAAUCAGCCUGUGGACGUUAUGGAAAAACAACAUGACGUACCGAGUGCAGCGUUUGGAGCUGGAUCGAAAGAACAUGGCGCAGUCAUGGGAGGAUGGCUGGGACGGUGUGUAUUCCGAGCCACGGAGUCUCGAUGUACAAACGUCUGGCCCUUGCGACCCUACCGAUGUUACGGAGAAGUGGCUACAGAUGAUUUUGCAACCGGGGAGAUUCACCAAGGCGACGUUGGAAGCGGCGCUGGCCAUAUACGAGCGCGGAUUGGGUGCUCCUAAGGAGAAUAACAAAGGUCGCGCUUUGGCCGAGUCUAUCUGUUCAGUCUUGGGCUCGACUGCCUCGCUGGAUCGCGGAUCAUCGGGCGAGAUGGAUUAUGAACAGUUCCGAUCGUCAAGCGAGACACAGUGGAGAAGAUUCUACCGGUUGCUGAAUGAGCUUGAUAAACAGCGUGGGGAAGCGAUCGGCAUGGUAAUCGAUGCCGAUGCUGACAUGGUUUGGGUGACUUGUGCGGAUCUCAUCUCUUCCGUUCGAGAAUGCAGUCACUUGGAGCGACUCUAUCACAACCUAGCUACGCCCGACCAAGGGUCUACGCGACAAGCAGAUCUGAUCGGUGCCGGGUUAACACUCGUGGAAGGAUUCCCUGACAGCCUGAUGCAGCUUUGCAAUGCCGCACUACGGCCUGAGCUGUUUGGAGAAUCUACCAAGACAGAUCUUGAGCGGAUACAAUAUUUCUCAGAUAAAGCUGGCUUUUGGAGAGGCAUCACAGACGAAGAUGCUCAGCAAGUGGUCGACACGCUGGAGACCAAUUUUGCAGCUGUGACAAAUGAGCUCUACCGAAAAGUGCUGGGUCUCCUCGUCACCCCGCUAGAUGAUAAGAGUCGAAGCCCUAACCAUCCCCUGACGGAGUUUGGUAGGAAGCUUGUCAUGACGGCGGCCCAAGAGAACAUAUCACUCCAGUGGAAAGUAUGCUUCAGUCAGCUCAUCCUCCUAGUCCACAUGGAGUUUGAAUUCGAUAGUGAAGAAGACGCCCUCCACCACAGGAUAGAUGUCGGAACCGUCUUCCGGCAACUCAUUGCUACUUUGAGGAGGUUGGAGCUUCUCAAGUGGCUAUCACAGACCGAACUGGCCAUUCCGCUACCUGAGCACAGCUUAUCCUCCCUAACAAAGAGGGGAGAAGACGUCCAAGUGGUGACUGCCUUGGAGGCCAACGUUGGCCAUUUACUGGGCUUGCAGGGGUUGGCGGGCGAACCACUUGCCAUCAGCAUCACCGAUCUCGUUACCAAUCUCUGUUCUCCCAACGGAGAUAUCGAGGUAUCCCCAUCACUCAUCCAGUGCUCCCUUAUCAAGCGUGACAGAGCAGAUCUGGCUCUGGAUUUAGAGCCUUUUUGCGACCAAAACCCCUUCUCGAUUUACAUUCAUGGCAGGGUUUUGCUAGCGCUGAAAGACUAUGAGUCGGCAUCUAUCAACUUCAAGAAGGCAGCUGUCGGAAUGGGAAGCGAAACAGUUGAGCUCGAGCGCCAUAGCAGUGGUCUGCUUGACGACACGGAGUGGAACCUGUUAAACAGCGGAAUGGCUCAGUACUACUCACACAUUGUCGCCCUGUUUGAAAAGCAGAGAGCGUACUCGUAUGUGGUUGAGUUUGCUCGGUUAUCUGUCCAGUUCACCGGGUCCAAGCCGGAGAAUGCUAGCAUUAAGACUGACAUGCUGAGCCGCCUUUUCAACGCGGCGCUGGCGACAUCCCAGUUUGAGCUGGCCCACACAACGCUGCUGUCGAUGAAGGAUGAAGCCUUGAGGCAUUACAACCUGCGGAAACUCGUGGAUAAGAUGUGCGAGACGUAUCACAACUCUGAGCUAGUGACAUUACCGUUCCCUGGAAUGCAGCAAGAGGUCGAUGACAUCCUCGCGCUAAGAUGCAAGGCCAUCAUGGACGUCAUGCAUGCGUUCCCAUACCAUCAGGUCCUGUACUCGUGGAGGAUCAAGCACAACAACUACCGGGGUGCGGCGUCUGUCAUCCUCGACAAGAUCCAAAAGCUGAGACUGGCCGGGGAGGGGGAUCAGAUCACGGGAGAAGACGUGCUCGACACGCCCGUCACGAAGCAGUACCUGCUGCUCAUCAACGCGCUCAGCUGUGUGGAUGCCAAGCAGGCGUGGAUCUUCGAUGAAGGCGUUCCCGAGGGGGGCAAGGAAGCGAAGAGGAAGGUUGUCACGCUGGCGGAUAUCAGGAAGCAGUAUCAGGAUGAGCUGGAUCGGAUUGCCGCGAUCCAGAAUAAUCAGUUUGGAUUCGAGGCGGGCGAUGUAAUGGACAUUGCAUGA